GGAGAGGAGAGGAAUCGUGCUGUCGUCGCCAUUUUGUAUUUGUACAUCGAGCAAGCCUGAGAAUCGAACGUCUCGUUAGCAGCUAUUUUUAUAAAGCACUAAUAGUGCUACGUGACCAUAGUUUUUCAUAAAUAUGUGCUCGGAUUCGUACGUGAGGUGAUUGCCUUCAAACUUCAGAUUAUCAUCAACAGUUGCGUGUUAUCGGUGUUAAUUAUUCUGUGCUUUGCAGUGAUGUGCGGUUGAAGAUAGUGGUAUGCUGAGAGAAGCGACAAGUGUCGUGCAGCAAGAUGUCGAAGGAAAUCGCGGACGAGUACGCGUCGAGUCUUGCGGACCUGACUGUGAACAGCAAGCCGCUGAUCAACAUGCUGACUAUCCUGGCCGAGGAGAACAUCGACCACGCGGGGGUUAUCGUUGAUACCGUGGAGAAGCACUUGGAGAAGGUCCAAGCGGACAUCAAGCUGCCUGUGCUCUAUUUAGUAGAUUCCAUCAUCAAGAAUGUUGGCGGCGCCUACGUGCAGAAGUUCUCUCAGAUCAUUGUUAACAUGUUCACUAGGACUUUCAAGCAGGUGGAUGAGAAAGUCAGAUCACAGAUGUUCAAGCUGCGUGAAACGUGGCAUGACGUCUUCCCGGCCACCAAACUUUACCAGCUGGAUGUUAAAGUGAAUCUGAUUGAUCCGGCUUGGCCGAUACAAGCACAGCCACAGCAGUCUACCAUCCAUGUAAAUCCCAAUUUUCUGAAAAAGCCCGCUGCUUCCGCUACCACAAGCGCCCCCUCCGCCAAAGAGGAGGAGAAGAUGAAGAUGAUCCUCGCCAAGAAGGAGCAGGAGCUGCUGAUGCUGCAGCAGAAGAAGAUUGAGAUUGAGCUGGAGAAGACCAGGCGGGCGCUGGAGAUCGCCGCGGCUACUAAUACUAAGAUGCCAGCGAUCCCGGCGGUAGUGCCCAACAUGCCCGUGGCGCUCGUGAACCCCGUGAUGGCGCCCGUUCCCGAGGCUCCGCCGGUCUCCAUCAAGCAGCGCUUGGGCCCGCCCGUCAACAAGGCGCCCUCCGGCGCUCGCAUCGCGCCCGUCAGCGCCGCGCUCGCCUCCGCGCGCCGCGACCCCCGUCUCGCGCGACGACAACAACAACAACAACAACAACUACCACCACCCCCUGCGGCUGUGCCGGUACCCACCCCCGCCCCGGCCAUGCUACCGACCCCAGUGGUGCCGACUCCCGCGCCCAUAGCACCAAACGUGUUCGACAUCAAACCCCUCGAGCGCGCUGUCACUAAACGAAAGAAUGUCAUCACUAUAGAUGUGCGUCCAGAUGCGGCGCGCCGCGAUCCGCGCCUGGAUAAAAAAACAGAGAGACGCGAGAAACAGCAGAGACUCGAGGCGCGCCGCGAGGAGGAACUCAGACGCCGCGCCUUGCGCGAAGCGCGUCGCGAACGCAAAAACGAAGUCAAACCCGUCGAGGAAGAGAAAAUCGAGGAAAAAUACCCAGAAAUGGACAUAGACAAACUCCAAAUCGCCGACGCGAAAAGGAUCAGCAAACUACCGCCGAUCCCCAAAAUCAAAAGGGACGGCAAAGACGAGAAGAGAGAGAAAAACGCGGCGCGUCUCGAGAAAAAGAAAAAGCGGGAAAAUGGCGGAAGCAGUAAGGAGAGCUCGGCCAGCUCUUCGCCCGAAAAGAAACCUAAACACAAGAAGGAGAAAAAGGAGAAACCGGUACCGGAGGAGCAGGAAGUAGUGGCGUUCAAGGAAUUGAAGAAUUAUCACCCGGAGCGGUACCGCAACCGGGCGCGCUCGCCCAGCCCCGAGCCCGCCCCGGCCGCGCCCCGCGACACAAAUGAGGCGGCGGAGAGCAAAGACGUGGACCUGCGAGUGUUGCCUGCGGUCCAGGCUGAGAAGGCGGCGCCCGUCGCACAGAAACGGUCGUCGACUGAGCUGCUGGAGGGCAAACCGAAGAAGAACAAGAUUGAUAAGUUUGACAGACUAUUCGGCAACGAAGACGUCGACCUCCGCCAACUGCCUCAAGUGGAAGAAACCGCCGGUUCCCCCAAAGCGGACAGCGGAGUGUUCACUCAAGAGUCACCACACGUGUCGCCUAAGAAAGACUGGAAUGAGGUUAAAGAGAGAGAGGAGACGAAGAAAACCCCUUCGAAGUUGGAUCUGGUCAGGGCGAAGUUGGCCGAAGCGACUAAAGGAAAAGAUAGGCUGGGAAGACCGUUCCUGUUCAGCAAAUCACCAAGUGUGGAAAAAGAAAGGCGGCGUACCAUCAGCUCAGAAGACGUAGACUUAAGACUUGAGAACCCAGAGGAAUUUGACUGCGAAGACAACAAGAAAACCAUUUCCAUCAUCAUGAAUCAAGCCAAAGAACAAUUCAGUGAUGGAAAACUAGAUAAGAAUCAGUAUAACACGCUCAUGUUCCAAGUUUUACAGCUAAAUGAGAAGCUGAAGCUUAAGGAAGCGAAGCAAAGAGAAUCCCUAGAGAUUUCCAAGAGAAAACUACACGCUCAUGUAGAAAACAAUAAGGUGCCAAGUCCAAAAUCGUCUCCGAAAGGAAAUAACUUCGGGGAUAUAGAUGAGAGAGUAAUACCAGGUCCAUUCGUCGAGCCAGACGGACCGCCUGAAAUGAAUUUCAUGCAAGAUUCUGAUAUGAGAAUGAUGGAGGGACCUUCGAAGGGUCUGCUCCCCCGGCCGCCGAUGAUGCCCAUGUUCGCGGGACCCGGACCUCAGCCCGUCUGGCGCGGGCCCUUCAGACCAAGAUUAGACGAGUUCGCGAGAAGACCUAGAGGCGUAGUCCCACCGUUUUUCAGAGGAAAGUUCGAUAAGCGGGCGCCGCGAGCUCCAUUCGAGCCUCGCCUGCCUUUCCCGGCUCCUCAGAUGCAACUUCCGACGCCACAAAUGGGCAACUUCCAGGGCGAAUGUCCCUUAGAACCUUACGAACGUUCUGGAACUCCACCACCUCUCGGCGCUCCGGGCAUCAUCAUCCCACCGACCAACAUUCAAGCUUUGGAAUUCGUUGACCAAGACCCAGUAAAGACAAUCCAAAUCGAUGGAAUCCCCAGAGAGAUCAGAUUCUAUGGAGAAACUGCUAUUAUCAUGAUGGAUUGGGACGAUCCCCGAGAAAUUAAGUUCCUUCCUGGCAGUAGGCGGGUCACGUUCGAUAACAAAGAUUCUAUAGUCCUAAACUUUAAUGACGAUUACAAGCAAGUUGAGAUCGAUGAUCAAGUGUUUGACAUUAGAUUCGGAGCUCCGACACGGGAGUUAUUCAUAAAUGGGAGAUGGCAUGAGUGUUUCUUCGGCGGCGCGCCGCUUGGUGUCAUAAUCGACGGAAAACCUAGAUUAAUCCAUCUCGAAGGCCCACUACCUCAAGUAGAUAUAGGAAAAUUGAAGCGCACAGACCUUGUAGGAGGAAAAAUUAACCUAAUAGUAGACGCUACACAGAUGUGCCCCGUAUUUUUAGACGCUAAAGUCCAAAAGUUCAGUAUUAACAACCAAUUCUUCACCAUACGCUUCGUCGACGCUUUCAGAACAGUUCUGAUCAAUGAGCAGCCUUUCCAAGUUGAGUUCGGAGGCCUACCGAGGCCUAUCUUCAUAGGGAACGAGAAGCAUUUCAUCAGGUUCUCUGUAUUGCCUCGACAUGUAAGGCCGGGGCAUAACCCCCCGCCUGGGAUGCAGGGGGCGGAAGUGGCGCCCAGUGAAGCAGUGGUGCCGGCCAGGGUUGAGAAGAUGGAGACGGAUCCGGAGCCGCCGAGGCCCAAUAAGACGCCGAGCCCGGAUAAUGAAAUGUCUAACCAAGGUGGCCUCGACAUGUUAGCCAGUCUCAUGCCGACCAGCAUGGCGCCGGCCUCGGCCUCGGACUACACCUCCGCCGAGCCCCUCUUCCCCCCCAACCGGCCCAACAACAUCCCCGGCCUCGAAACACCCACCACCGAACAGAAACCCGCUUUCCCUAUCCUUGGGAAUAUAGACGAUUUAUUCGCUAAAUUAGUGGCUACGGGUAUUAUCAAGACGCAGGAAGUUAAAGAGGAGACGAAGGAGAGAGAAGAACCGAGGGUUGAGGAGAAAGUAAAGCCUAGGGAAGAUAGGAAUGUGAUUCACCGGGUGGAUUUGAGCAGGCCGGAGACGUUGAGACAAAAGCAGCCUGCUCUCGUAGCGAAGCUAUACGGCGGCAUGCAGUGCAGCGGCUGCGGCGCUCGCUUCCCGCCGGAGCACACGGUCCGCUACUCGCAGCACCUCGACUGGCACUUCAGACAAAACAGGAGGGAACGGGACUCCGCACGGAGGGCGCACUCCAGACACUGGCAUUAUGAUUUGGCAGACUGGGUGCAGUAUGAAGAACUUGAAGACCUAGAGGAAAGAGAAAAGAGUUGGUUCGAGACCGGCGGCUUGGAGGCCGGCGUGGAGCCUCCUGUGGCCGAGGCGGAGGCGCCCUCCGUGGCCGCCGGAGCGCCCGCCAGGGCCACCUGCGCGCUCUGCGGCGACGCCUUCCUACAGUUUUACAACGAGGACCAGGAGGAGUGGCAUCUCAGGAACUCCGUGCGGCACGAGGAUAAUAACUACCACCCUCUGUGCUUGGAGGAUUACAAGGCGUCGCUCACAAAAGAAGAGCCGCCCAAAGAGGAGACCCCACAAGAGGAGAAGAUGGAGGAGGCCAUCGAGAUCAAGGACGUCGACGAGACGAUCGACAACUCCGACAACGAGUCAGUUGUCGAGGUCGUCGACAACGACAAACCCGUCGAGAUCGAGGACCUGGACGACACGCCGGAGCCCGCUCCUGAACCGCCCAAAGAGGAAGUACCGGAGGAAAUACUAGAAGAUGGCGAUGAAGACGACGUUGUGUUCAAGGCGGAGCCAGUACCAGAGGUGGUGGUAGAGGAUUACGACACGGACGACGAGACGAGCGCGGAACGGAAGCAGCGCGACGAACAGGCCAAGAUCGACUACGAGAACAUACGGAUAAAGCAGGAGCCCGUCGAUCCGGACGACGAGCCAAUAAUAACGGCGGAGGAGGAAGCCAUCCGUGCCGCCCCGGACUCGUCCCUCGCGGCGCUGCUGCCCGCCAUCGACGGCAACGCCGAGCCCGCCGCGCCCGCCGCGCCGCCGCCGCAGCCCAUCCGCAUCAACAUCAGCGCGCCCGCACACAAGCCCGCCUCCGCCAGCCUCGUGGCCACGCCUCCCCGCGUGGAGCCGGAGGAGAGCGACGACGAGCCGCCGCCGCCCGGCGAGGAGCCCGAGCUGUCCUUCACGCUGAAGCCCGAGCUGGAGGGCGUGGCGUUCAGCCGCCAGCCGCCCGUCAACAAGGGCACCGAGCUCUCCGGACUCUGCUCUAUCAUGUGAUGCGUGUGUGCAGUGUUUAAAACGGGAGUCAAUUUUACCAUCUACAGAAUAUAACUUUUGCUGUGCGCGUAUAAACAAAAAUUCAAUAGGUGUGAAAUUUACCAUUUCCAAAAGUAAUUGUAACUUUUGUUAUGUGCUAAAAUAGCUUUGGUAUUUGUUUCUGUGUUUCUUUGGUAAUAUUUUGUGGACUGUAAGAACAGGGAAUUUGUGUUGUCACAAAGUUUUGUUACAGGAAUUAUUAUAAACAUAAUGUAUCACACCUUUAUUUGAGAAAGCUUCACAAUUGGAGUUUAAAUUCUAGAGUAUUUGGCUUGAUAUUCGGAAUCAGCUAUGUAAUACUAUGUGAUUAUGAUUAUAAAUUCCAAAUUAUCAUAAAACCCGUUUUAUAAAAAACAUGAAUAAUCUACCAAUUUGUGAAUACAUUUAGUAACUAUAAAAUGUAUACUUUAACAUUCAUUAUGUAAUGUUGCUGGUAUUAUUAUAAAAUAAUAAUUGUAACUGUUUUAUUUCACACUCAUAAUUUGUAUAUAUGCAUGUAAGAUUUGAAUAGGGCCUGGAUUGUUUAAUGGUUAGAGUUUGACUCUAUAGAAGCUGAAAUUGAAUUUACUUUUAUACUAAUGUGUGAACGAACAUAAGUAGUGAUUGUAUAAUUUUAAUUUAAACAAAAUGUGAUAUUAAAAUUAAGUUUGUGUAUUCUGUUUGAGAUCUAGUUGUGUGCUUCUCGAGUGGUGGGUGUUUAUUUUCUGUACAUAUUGUUAACAUUACAUUAUUAUAUACUUACAACUGACUAUCUUAUUGUUUUCAACAGCUUUUAUUCUUUUCUUACCUGAAUGUAAGCUCCUAUUUGUGAAAAAGAUUUUGAAUCUCUUUUCAUGUAGCCAAUUUUACUUUAUGUAUAUUUGUUUGAAGUAUGUUUCUAUUCGAAACUGCAGGAUGUUAGGUUUAACGAAAUCGUUACCUGUUCUAGUUAGCUUUUGCUCAAACUAUUUUUAAUAAAA
Cydia splendana is the source of this 6322-nucleotide messenger RNA. RefSeq names its product pre-mRNA cleavage complex 2 protein Pcf11 (gene Pcf11). The record is from RefSeq and is a predicted model, not a curated record. Gene Ontology annotation, biological process: termination of RNA polymerase II transcription. Lineage: Eukaryota; Metazoa; Arthropoda; Insecta; Lepidoptera; Tortricidae. Gene Ontology annotation, cellular component: mRNA cleavage factor complex; cytoplasm. Gene Ontology annotation, molecular function: RNA polymerase II complex binding; mRNA binding. The coding region runs from base 288 to 5324 and encodes 1678 amino acids. The transcript has 18 exons.